This is a messenger RNA of Mus musculus (house mouse), 7063 nucleotides long. It is a transcript of the gene Pcid2, whose product is annotated as PCI domain containing 2. The coding region runs from base 3641 to 4339 and encodes 232 amino acids. NCBI's taxonomy places the organism in Eukaryota, Metazoa, Chordata, Mammalia, Rodentia, Muridae. Gene Ontology annotation, cellular component: nuclear pore; transcription export complex 2; nuclear pore nuclear basket. Gene Ontology annotation, biological process: poly(A)+ mRNA export from nucleus. Gene Ontology annotation, molecular function: RNA binding; double-stranded DNA binding. The record is from RefSeq and is a predicted model, not a curated record. The transcript has 8 exons.
UUUUUUUUUUUUUUUUUUUUUUUUUUUUUUGGAUUUUUGAGACAGGGUUUCUGUGUGGCCCUGGCUGUCCUGGAACUCACUCUGUAGACCAGGCUGGCCUCAAACUCAUAAAUCCACUGCUUCUGCCUCCCAAGUGCGAGGAUUAAAGGUCUGCACUCCCACUGCCCAGCUUGCUUAUUAUAUUUUUUAAUAUUUAAUUUUUAUAUCCUUUUGAUCACUCCCCCACUUUUAUUUUGUGUAAUUUGUCUUAGCUGGUUUGCAACACAGCUGGUUUAAUUUUUUUCUUAACCUUCUGUCAGAAAGUGUUUCCAUCUUUUUCCUAAAACUAUCUCCACCAAUCAUUCCAUCAUGUUAUUUGAUUAUGCGUUUACAGGAAAUGGACUCGUGUUAAGUUGAGCAUGGUUUUGCUGUAUUAUCCUCGCUGCCCUCCCAUGGUUGAAGGUCUAAGCUGUCUCAAGGCUUUCCUUUCCCCCGUAUUCUAAUUGGCUGGUUUGUGUUGCUGUUGCUGUUUUGUUUUUGUGAUUGGAGACCCUGGCUGUCUUUGUGUCCUCCCGUGAUUAGAGGUCUCGGCUGUUUCUCACUUCUCACCACCAGUCUUAACUGACUGUAGGUGAAGGUCUCAGCCAUCUCUAGGCUCUCACUGCCCAUCCCACGGUGGAUGGAGUUUCUGCCCAUAAGCUCCCACAGUGCAGUGCACUUAGCACUGUCAUGUGUGGAUGCUGGUGACUAAAGACAGAGGGGACAACUGAGGAAGGCUCCUUGUCUCUCACCAUCUGUUUCCUGCCAUAGUAGCUUGAUAUCUGUUUAUUGAAUGGACAGUUGAGGUCCUUGUGGUUCUGUACAACAACCCCUCCUUGAUCUUUGAACUCUCGGUGGUUUCUCAUCAGAUUGCAAAAAAACCAAGCAGAGUAAAAACACCUGUGUUUCAAAGGACACUGCCACAAGUCAAACAGCCAUAUUUGAAAAACAUUUGAAAUAACAUACCGAUAAAGGUCUAAUAUGGGCUCUACAGUGAACUGUUAGAACUGAAGGGCAGCCCAUGCUUAAAUGAACACUCCUUGGUUUUUUGUUUUUGUUUUUGUUUUUAAGACAGGAUUUCUCUGGGUAGUCCCAGCUGUCCUGGAAUUUAUAGACCAAGCUGGCCUCAAACUCACAAAGAUCUACCUGCUUCUGUGAGUGCUAGGAUUAAAGGUGUAUUUUACAUGCCCAGCUGUAAUGAUCUAUAUAUUUGAAAAAUCUUGAGAGGGGGGAGAGAGAGAGAGAGAGAGAGGAAGAAGAAAAAAAGACAGGUUUCUAGUGAGCAGGUCCUAGCCCGCUCUAAAUCAGCAGUAUCCGAGGCCACAGUGAGCUGCCUCCUAUGCCCGUUACAAUGGCUGUGAUCACAGAGUAGGAAGUGCACACUACUGAGGGCCAUGUGCCACAGUAGCCAGAUGCUGCCCGGAAGGCAGGCAAACUGAGCAGUCUCCUGGGCUUUGCCUUUUCUUGUGCCUCCUGGGCCAGGUCAGCAAGGCAGUACCAGUGUGGCUCACCCGUGCUUGCCUAUUCAUUUCUCACUGCCUGAGUUUGCUUUCUGAGUUUGAGUUUCUGCUGUGACUCUUCAAGUAGAUUGAACAUCUAAAUUCUUUAUCACACUUGGGUGUGAGAACAUUGACCUAGCGAGCAAGUGUCUUUUUGGGCUACCGGUUGGAACAAUUUAUGAGAGAGAGCAGGUAGAGCAGCUAGCUGGGCAGCUGGCAUAGAGCAGGCCUUGUUCUGUGGACAGCGGACAGCAUUUACACCAGUGUCAUUGGAGACAGUUCACUUCCCUGCCAUGAGUACCCUGCAGUUUCUGCUGUGUCCUGAGUUUGAGCUCUGAGUCCCAUGUUCCCAGAAGCUGCCACUGGUCCAGCACCCCUGCAGUCAGGGACUACUUGGAGGGGAGUCACAGAACUAAUUCAACUCUGAGUUUUGUUUUCCCAAUGUUUUAUCAUGAACAUCUACAAAUAUUCAGCAGAAUUGAGGUAAUUUUAUAGGACGACCUCUAACUACCACUUCUGUGAGUUUAUUACGCUUGUUCUUGUCUGUGUCUUCUCCCUGUCCAUUUGUCAAAUUAUCUCAAUAUUUCUCUUCAUCCUUUUUUUAGAAAAAGCACAUUUUUAUACACAUUUUCCUCCAAGGACUCCAAGUUCCUGUUUGACUUUUGGGGUGAAGUAGACCUUCAGAACCACACAGACCCUGCUGUGCUGAGUUUGACGUUGGCGCCUUUGGUAGGGCCUGGUCAGCAGUGUCCUGGCGUUUCUUCACCAGGGCCACUCAGUUGUUAUUUACCGUAAGGUCACCUGUGAGAGCUUCUGCAGAGGGUUUGUCACUCUCUGUGACUCCCUCCUUGGGCUCCUCCUUAUGUGUUUACAGAGGAUUUUUGUGGUGCUGUUGCUAGGAAAAAAAAAUGUUCUUCCAAAAAUGCCUCCUAUCAAUCUCCACCUAUAGAGUUUUGCUAAUGCUGCAGAGGGCCUGCAGUUGUUUAACGGGGUUAGAAUUCUGGGGCUGCUUUUUCUUCUCUUGGCAGCUGUAGUAAACUUCACUGAUGGUGUUCAAGAGAAUAGACUCCCAAGGGCCCUUUGUCUCUGGAUUCUGAGCUAGAAGCCGUGAGGGCAGAUACUCAGGGUAGGGAGCUGACUUGGGACAAGGACGCCUCAACAGCUGAGGUCCCUCUCUUCCUCUCCGUUCUUUCUGGGGAAAGUGGUCCAGGUCUUCUUGCUCUUGGAGGACAUGCAGGCCGUGAGGUCCACCACCCUGUUGCUGUAGUGUUGUUUGUUGUCAUACCAAGAAAUGAUCUUUACAGAGUUGUCAUUGAGAGAAAUGCCAGCCCCAGCAUCCAAGGUAAAACGGUGGGUUUCACUGUUAAAGUCACAGGAGACAGCCUGGUUCUCACUGUAGCCUGGGAUGCCCUUCAGUGGGCCUUCUUCUUGAUGCCAUCAUCCUUGUCAGCUUUCUUCAGGUGGCACAGCAGAUCCACAGCAGACAUACCGGGGAUAAGAACACAGACGGCCAUGCUUGCCCCUGAGCAACCUGUUGGUUCUGGGGUGACCUCGCGCAUAGUCUUGGCAGUACCAGUGAAUCCAGGGAUGAUACUCUGAGUAUCCUCAGCCGUAUACCACGGCUUUCCAGAGGGGCUGUCCACAGUCUUGUGGAUGGCGGUGAUAGCGUGGAUGACCUCAGCCGUCCGUGACGGGGCUGAACAAGGUGGAGGUGCAGGAGACAUUGCUAACAAAGCUGAGAGAGUUAUCCUACUUGUCACGGUUCACACCUAUCACAGUCACAGGGUCAUCAGCACAAGGUAGAUAGGAUAACCUUUUGUCUCUAUUCUCCAUGAUGGUGAAGACACAGUAAGCUCCACAACACAGUGGGCACCAGCACCGCCUCAUCUGAUGUUGGCCGGAUUUCACUCCUGGAAGAUGGAGCUGGCCUUCCCAUUGAUGACAGGUUUCCUGUUCUGUCUUGACUGUGCCAUGGAACUUGCUGUGGAUAGAGUUGUGCUGGGACAUGGAGACCUUGAGGUCAAUGAGGGGGUCACUGAUGGCAGCGACAUCCACAACAGUCAGCACGGAAGGCAGCUCUGGUGACCAGCCGUGCCGGCAUAGAAGACUCUAAGAAGUGGGGGAUGCUGUUCCUGGUGAACCAGCUAUUUAAAAUCUACUUUAAGAUCAACAAACUCCAUUUGUGUAAACCUCUUAUCAGAGCCAUCGACAGCUCGAAUCUGAAAGAUGACUAUAGCACAGCGCAGAGGAUCACGUACAAGUACUACGUGGGGCGCAAGGCCAUGUUUGACAGUGACUUCAAGCAAGCGGAGGAGUACCUGUCGUUUGCCUUUGAACACUGCCAUCGCUCCAGCCAGAAGAACAAGAGGAUGAUUCUGAUCUACCUGCUGCCAGUGAAGAUGCUGCUGGGUCACAUGCCGACCAUCGAGCUCCUGAGGAAAUACCACCUGAUGCAGUUUUCAGAAGUGACCAAAGCCGUCAGUGAGGGCAACCUGCUGCUGCUCAAUGAGGCGCUGGCAAAGCACGAGACGUUCUUCAUCCGCUGUGGCAUCUUCCUCAUCCUGGAGAAGCUGAAGAUCAUCACGUACAGGAACCUCUUCAAGAAAGUGUAUUUGUUACUCAAGACACAUCAGCUGUCCCUAGACGCCUUUCUGGUCGCUUUGAAGUUCAUGCACGUGGAAGACGUGGACAUUGACGAGGUCCAGUGCAUUCUGGCCAACUUGAUAUACAUGGGUCACAUUAAAGGCUACAUCUCCCAUCAGCAUCAGAAACUGGUCGUCAGCAAGCAGAACCCUUUCCCUCCGCUGUCCACAGUGUGCUGAUGCCCAGGCCUUGCCAACAGCGUGCUCCUGCUACCGCUGCCCGCUGGAGCUCACAUCUCCUGGUGCAGUCGCCAGCACCUGAGGCACUCACUGUGGUUUCCAGUGUCCUAACUCAUGCCAGCCUUGCCAAGACCUGGAGUUCUUUUUCAAGAUGGACCAACACCCUGCUGCUGGCCUGUGGUGCUCCUGAGCGUCCGGGAAGGAGACAGCUGGGCUUCGGUUUGUUUAUGGAGGCUACCUUUGUGACAUCUUGUAGGGUUUCCUCCCUCCCUCCUCUCUCUCUCUCUCUCUCUCUCUUUCUCUCUCUCUCUCUCUCUUUCUUAAAAAGGUAACCCAAGUUUAUACAAGUGGCACGAGUUCUUUACUGUCUGUUAUGUAACACAUCUGUUUUCAUAUGCAAAAUGUCAGCAUUGUGAGCUCGGAAUGCUGGGUUAACUUGAGGCUUCUUUUUAAAAGUAGAAUUUAGGGGGAGGAGAGACGGUUCAGGCGAGAACAGCUACUGCUCUGCCAGAGGAUGUGUGUUUGAUUCCUGGCACCCAUAUGGCAGCUCACAGCCUCUAACUCCAGUUCUAGGGGACCCAUUGCCUUCGUUGGCCUCCACGGGCUCCUGCACACGUGUACAAAAGCUCACUCAGGCAAACAGGCAUGCAUACAUAAAUAAAUACACCUUUUUUUAAGAAAAGCAAGAGUUAGUCUAAUGUAAAUUCCAACAGUUGUAAAGGCUGUGCAGUACUAAGACAGGACCUGGCUGUUGGGCUCUGGUUAUGGCCCCUUCUGAGCCUUUCCUCUGCCUCGCUUCCGUUUCCUAUAGCCACUGUCCUGUCGGGCCCUCACCCUGCAGCUUCAUCCAGCUUAGCCCCUUCCAGAGACCCUUCCUCUAGACAGUUAGCCUGGGUGGGCUUCAGCAGAGGGUUCUGGGCACAGUGCAUCCCGCAGCACUGGGUACGGCCAGCUCUCCCUCUUCCUUCCUCCUCCUCUUCCUUUUUUUAAAUAAAUAGUUUAUUUAUUUUAUGUGCAUUUGUGUUUUGUCCGCAUGUAUGUCUGUUUGAGGGGGGUCAGAUCCUGGAGUUACAAAUAGCUGUGGAUGUUGGGAAUUGAACCCAAGUCCUCUGGAAGAGCAGCUAGUGUUCCUUACCACUGAGCCAGCUCUCCAGCCCCUAAUACUCCAACUUCUUAAGAGUGUCUGUUUCCUCUGUGUGUUGUUUAUUUUGUUCACUUGUCUAUCAUCUCUGUAUUUCUCUGCCUGCCCGCCCACCCGCACAUCUGUCCAUCCAUUUGUCUGUCUGAGGUAGGGUCUCUUUAUAUAGCCUGGCUGGCCUGGAACUCUAUGUAGACCAUGCUUCCACAUGAUGCUAUUCUUGCCUCUGUGUCCCCAGACCAGGUGGGUGCCACGAUGUGAGGCUUGUCCCCCGUUUAUGAGAAGUGCACUAAUGUGGAAAGGCUAACAAUUUGUUAGUCUCUGCAGAGUUUUUGUAGUCAGAAGCCAUUCCUUUUGCAGACGAACUGUGGGGGAGCUUACGUGGUCUCCACGGGGCAUGGUGCAGGACGUCCCCUUACGUGGCUGCUUCAUUAGCAUCCUCUUGCAGGAUGGCAAAAUCACCCAAACUAUGCCAUGAGGCAUCAAUAUCCUGACUUUAUCCCAAAUCUUUGCCUGGUCAAGGCUUUGUGGCUUUAGGCAACUGCUCCAUGUGAUGGUCCUGGGGGCUAGAAGGUGGCUCACUCCUGAAUAUGGGCUUGGAUAUUGGGCUCAGUGGGGUGGGCGUGGACAGCUUGUAUUCUCCAUGUGGCCAUCUCCAGCAGCUAAAGCUGGGUUCCAGAACAGGGCCAAAGGAAGAGGUGCCUGUGGUAUGAAUUGUACCACUUUCCAGCUGAGAACACUGCCUUUGCCAUGUCCAUGGUCAUGUCCCUACUCUCUGAACCAUUCGCCCACGGUGUGCAGAGAGGCAUCUGGCAUUGAGCGUGGCCCCUCAUAGGCUGGUAGAGCUUAUGAGCUCCACCAAGGCUAAGCCUGCCCUCCUGUGUCCUCUGUGUCCAUGUCUAUGGUGUUACCUCCUGCAGAGCUGCCAUGAAGAGCUGAUCCAGUAGAGUGGUAUCCUUGUAACCAUUCAAAUAUUAGGGUUGCUAUGAGCGUCCAGGGUCCCAUAGUUCUGAGUUUAGAAGCAACAGAAUCAACUUUUCAGGCUGCUCCAGGUAAUUUAUUAAACAGUGACGUCGUAAGUCAGAACCUGAUUGAAGUGACGAAUAGUUGAAUUUAGAAAUUAAAGAAGCAACCUCUCUACAGUGUGUGCUGUGUCCACAGUAUGUGUCUGUGUGCUGUCUCCACACUGUGUGCUGUGUCCACAGUGUGUGUCUGUGUGCUGUCUCCACACUGUGUGCUGUGUCCACAGUGUGUGUCUGUGUGCUGUCUCCACACUGUUUGUCUGUGUGAUGUCUCCACAGUGUGUGCUGUGUGCUGUCUCCACACUGUGUGCUGUCUUCACACUGUGUGCUGUCUCCACAGUGUGUGUCUGUGUGAUGUCUCCACAGUGUGUGUCUGUGUGCUGUCUCCACACUGUGUGUCUGUGUGAUGUCUCCACAGUGUGUGCUGUGUGAUGUCUCCACAGUGUGUGUCUGUGUGCUGUCUCCACACUGUGCUGUGUGCUGUCUCUGGUGUCCUAGUUCGUGGGCACACAGACCCAUACAUUAUUGUAACUAGUUUGCAUCAACAUUAAAUACUCACACUUA